Molecule: messenger RNA, 1407 nt
Organism: Lasiodiplodia theobromae
Lineage: Eukaryota; Fungi; Ascomycota; Dothideomycetes; Botryosphaeriales; Botryosphaeriaceae
Product: Thiopurine s-methyltransferase
Exons: 2
Coding region: 1-1407 (468 amino acids)
Source: RefSeq, a predicted model, not a curated record
AUGAUCCACCCGACUCCGAAGCGAGACGCCUCACCAGGCGGCUCGGAUAUCUCGGAGAGCCUGUUGCCGAAGCGCGCCCCGCAAUUGACAUGGGAAGUUGUAUUACACGUGCUCGCCAAAGAGUAUGCGCCGGACUCGACGUUACUCUCAUCACCGUACAUAUCUUACGCUCCUCAGGACUGCGUCUGUGGCAUGUGGGUUGACAGGUUUCUCGAACUUCCUCCCUCGGCGGCGCAGGAGCCUGUUGUUCAUGCUGCUUUGACGGCUCUUGGCGCCACAAUUCUGAGCAGAGGGUCUCGGAAGAAUGUGUUACAGGACAUAAGACUCGAUCUCCACAUUUCCGCAUUGCAACUCGUCGCAAAGGGGCUACAGGAAUCAAAAAGGCCUCCCACACCUGAAUUCUGGAUAGCGAUCCUGUGCUUAACCAUGACUGAGAUCUACCAAGGGAUUCUUUCUCGGAAAAGCGUAUUCGUAGCGUACGAGAAAUGGCAAACGGUACCAUUCUCCGUCCACCGACCGAACGAAAUGCAGCAACUUCUCGGCGUUGUUGCCCCCGCCACUGCAUUACUCGAGAAGCUCGACAUCAUCAAAGCUACUCCAAGCGAUGUUGAUAUACGUGCCGCCCAAGACCUCCGCGAGCAAUUCGUUGCCGUCUUUGCAGCGUUAGAGAAAUGGACCCAAGGCUUCCAUGUCCGCCAUAGCCGCGCCGCACCGCUCUACUGGCAGCACAGGCAGCACUGCACACCAUUCUCCGCCAUGUCUCCUUCGCGACAGACAUCUCAACGUGCAGCCAAAGAGGCGGUGGAAGCCACCUUGGGUGAUGACGAAGGCGACAUCUGGUUCCCCACAAUCCUGACGGCCAAUGUCCUGACCAACAUCUGGUCAUUCCGCGUCGUCAUCCUCAUGUCUCUUCUUACGCUUGACAACCUAAUCUCCACAUGCGCUAGAUCUUCCCACUAUACUGCAGCCACCGUAACUCUCGACCCUGAAUCAAAACUGACAGAGGAGAGAAGUUCUACGGAACUUCUCGACCUAAAUUUCCUGCCAGUCUCAACUUCUUCCUCCGCCUGUCCUCUGAGUAACCCUCUUGCCAGCAGCGCCAACAUUCUCCGCAUGGCACAGCGGAUCCUCCAGAGCGUGCCAUACCUCCUGCAACCCGGAGCAGGUUUCUACGGUGUGAGCGCGGCGGGUUUCCUGGUCAAGAUUGCGCAUGAGGCAUACCAAUUCGUGGCCAACAGGACCCAAGAAUUCCAGCAGCAGCAGCAGCAGCAGCAGCAGCAGGAGCAGGAGCAACGACGGCAACAUCGGCAGCAAGCUCGGAAAGGAAUCAGGAAGUGCCAAGGCACGAUACGUGAGCUGGAGGGCCGAGGAUAUCCCUAUAUGGCUUUGUUCAACGGGCGAUAUUGA